AUGUUGGAGGGGCUCUCUAGGUACAGCCCGAAGGCAGGGAGCAAGGCACUACCCAGAGUAGAAGCCAGGAAAAGGAAGCAGGCAGUUCAGAGAAACAGAGGAAGCCGCCACACUGUGCCUCCACUGCUUCUCUGGAACACCUCUUCCCGCCCCCCUCUGGCCACCUUUAUCCACCCGCAUGGCUUUGAAUCUGACCGGGACACAACUGGAGAGGGCACGGGGAAGGGCCCUGGCAGCUGCGCCGACCCCGUGGCUGCUGAGCCCGUGGAGCAGCGGCUGGCCAGUUUCACCAUCUUCACCAGGGAGGACUUUGAGGACAGCUAGCAACACGUAGCCAGCAGCGGCUUCAGUCAGGUGUUCCAGGCGCAGCACAGGCGCUGGAGGACCCGGUAUGUCAUCAAGUGCUCCCCCUCCCCACAACAGGACACCACCAGCUCCGAUGUGAACACCCUCAUUGAAGAAGCAGCCAAAAUGGAAAAAAUCAAGUUUCAGCACAUUGUGCCCAUCUACGGGGUGUGCAGGCAGCCCCUGGGCAUUGUGAUGGAGCUCAUGGCCGGUGGCUCCUUGGAGAAGAUGUUACCCACCCACAGGCCCAGCUGGCAGCUCAAAUUCCGCAUCCUCCAUGAGACCAGCUUGGCCAUGAACUUUCUCCGCAGCAUUAGGCCCCCUCUGCUCCACUUGGACCUCAAGCCAGGCAACAUCUUGCUGGACAGCAAUAUGCAUGUCAAGAUUUCAGACUUCGGCCUGUCUAAGUGGAUGGAACUGUCAACUCGGACGCAGAGCACUGAGAGGUCAGCUGUGCAGGGUACGCUCAGCUAUCCCCCUGAGAUGUUCCUGGGGAGUAACAAAGCCCCUGAGCCCAGCUCUGAUGUGUACAGCUUCGGGAUUGUCAUCUGGGAGCUCCUCACUCAGAAGAAACCAUACUCAGGACUCAACAUGAUGACCAUCAUAGUCCAAGUAGCAGCAGGCAUGCGGCCCUCCCUGCAGCCUGUCUCAGCUGAGUGGCCAGGCGAGGCCCAGCAGAUGGUGGCCCUGGUGAAGCACUACUGGGACCAAGACCCCAAGAAGAGGCCAUGCUUCCUGGACAUCAUAGUUGAAACAGACAUCCUGCUGUCCUUGCUCGAGGGUCCUGUGGCAGACCCUGAGGUGGAGGCCCUGGCCAGGAAGGUGUCCUGCAAACCAUCUCUAAGCCACCAGCCCCAGGAGGUCAGUGAGGAAGCCAGCCAGGAGCUGACAGACAGUGAUCUGGGAGACUCUCUGAAGCAGGCUUUGCAACUCUCUGACAGCAAGAGCCUGGUCCAUGACGAGGAGCUACGUGUCUAUGAGAACAAGGUCAUACCGCUCCACUUUUUGGUGGCCCAGGGCAGCGUGGAACAAGUGAGGCUGCUCCUGGCCCAUGAGGGUGACGUGGACUGCCAGACGGCCUCUGGCUACAUGCCUCUCCUCAUUGCGGCCCACGACCAGCAGCCUGAUCUCUGUGCCCUGCUCCUGACACACGGCACUGAUGCCAACCUGGUGGACGAGGACAGCUGGGCCUUGCUGCACUUUGCAGCCCAGAAUGGGGAUGACCGCAUGGCCCGCCUGCUCCUGGGUCAUGGGGCCCUGGUGAAUGCCCAGGAGAACGAAGGCUGGACCCCACUUCACCUGGCCACAGAACAACUUGAGAAUGUGGCACACCUUCUGGUGUCCUGUCACACUGACCCGAACCUGCGUGAGGCUGAGGGCAAGAGUCCGCUCCAUGUGGCUGCCUACUUUGGCCACGUCAGCCUGGUCAAGCUGCUGACCAGCCAAGGUGCUGAACUGGACACUCAGCAGAAAAACCUGAGGACACCGUUGCAUCUGGCCAUGGAGCGGGGCAAAGUACGAGCCAUCCAGUACUUGCUGAAGGGUGGGGCAGCCCCUGAUGCCCUCGGCCAGAGUGGUUAUAGCCCGCUGCACAUCGCUGCUGCCAGGGGCAAGUACCUUAUCUGCAAGAUGCUGCUCAGAUAUGGGGCCAGCCUGGAGCUGCCCACUCAGUAGGGCUGGACGUCCCUGCAUCUAGCAACCUGCAAGGGCCACCUGGAGAUCAUCCAGCUGCUGGCUGAAAGCCAGGCAGAUGUGGAUGCUCGAAGUAUGAACUGGACCCCCCUACACCUAGCUGCCCGCCACGGGGAUGAGACCGUAUUGCUGGCGCUGCUUCAGUGUGGGGCUCACCCCAAAGCUGCUGAGCAGUCGGGCUGGACACCCCUCCACCUGGCGGUCCAGAAGGGUGUCUUCUUGAGUGUCAUCAACCUGCUGGACCAUGGCGCAGAUGUGCAUGCUUGUAACAAGGUGGGGUGGACACCUGCCCACCUGGCUGCCCUCCAGGGGGACACAGCCAUCCUCAAAGUGCUGGUCAGGGCUGGCGCCUUGCUGGACAUCCAGGAUGGGGUGGGCUGCACACCACUGCAGCUAGCCCUCCAGAGCCAAAGGCAGAGCAUCGUGGCCUUCCUAGAGGGAAAGGAGCCCUCCCUGGCCAUCGUGGGCAGCGCGGAGCCAGGAGCCCAGACGGAAGUUUAG
This is a messenger RNA of Octodon degus (degu), 2538 nucleotides long. It is a transcript of the gene Ankk1, whose product is annotated as ankyrin repeat and kinase domain containing 1. Lineage: Eukaryota; Metazoa; Chordata; Mammalia; Rodentia; Octodontidae. The record is from RefSeq and is a predicted model, not a curated record. Gene Ontology annotation, biological process: protein phosphorylation. Gene Ontology annotation, cellular component: cytoplasm. Gene Ontology annotation, molecular function: protein kinase activity; protein binding; ATP binding.